GUGGCUUGCACCAAAUCUUCAGCUUGCAAAGUUGGUCUCCCAAGGACUGCAGUAUGAAGAUCACCUUGUUUUUCUGUGUAGUUGCUGUAGUAGCUACAAGCUCCUGCUUGGCUACAGCAUUACCACCUUGUGUCAGCAACUGCGUUCAGAAAUGUCAGAGCCCGAGUACUGAUGUGCCCUGUGUAAAGAGCUCAUUGUUCAGGGAUACUCCAGGAACUAUGACUUCUCUGGUUGCCGUCCUUUGUGCAUUUGACAGAUACUUGGGUACGGGAGACAUUGCUCCACUGACCACCUCCAUACAGAGACUUGGAAGUCUACCCGACUGCUCCACUGCAGAUAUCAUGCCAUAUCUCAUGAAUGGAGGAGUUAGAGGACUAGUACAGACAGUACUAGGAUACGUGACUGUUCUCAGUGGUACUACCAACGUUGUAUCUCCAUGCACACCAUUGGUCCCUCUUCUUGCAAAAAUAACUUCUAAACUGGGUGGUGCUCCCCUACUUGGUGGAAUUAAAGAAACUCCUACAACAGUGCCAGUCGUAAAUCCCGGUCUUGUGAAUGCGCUGUUAGAUACAGUGAAAAGGCUUCUUCAGGCAGUACUGGGAAAUAAUGCAGGAUUGGUUGAGAAUUUGUUAGGGCCAUUAGGAAAUAUUUUAGGUCCAGCAGGGGGGUAUAACGAUCAGUCUGGUAAAGGGCUUUUGGAUGGAGUGACAUCAAUAGCACCAACCAAUCCAAAAGGGGGAUCUAGUACUGUUACAGGAAUUGUAAAUGGAGUGUUACCAGUUGUAAAUGGUGUAACAUCAACUCUUCUAGGAUCUUUGGCAGGAAAUCCAAAUGGGGGAUCUGGUCCAGGACUUUUAGAUUCAGUGGGCCCCCUUGUAAAUGGUUUAACAUCAAAUCUUCUAGGACCAAUAGCAGGAAAUCCAAACGGGGGAUCUGGCUCAGGACUUUUAAAUUCAGUGGGCCCCCUUGUAAAUGGUGUAACAUCAAAUCUUCUAGGAUCAAUAGCAGGAAAUCCAAACGGGGGAUCUGGCUCAGGACUUUUAAAUUCAGUGGGCCCCCUUGUAAAUGGUGUAACAUCAAAUCUUCUAGGAUCAAUAGCAGGAAAUCCAAACGGGGGAUCUGGCUCAGGACUUUUAAAUUCAGUGGGCCCCCUUGUAAAUGGUGUAACAUCAAAUCUUCUAGGAUCAAUAGCAGGAAAUCCAAAUGGGGGAUCUGGUCAAGGACUUUUAAAUACAGCAGGAUCCCUGUUAGGAUCAGGUGUUCUAAAACCAGUUUUAGGGAUGGAUCCUUUUGGUCAGUUGCCUUUAGUAGGAAAUAUUUUAAGUCCUAUGAGUAGUAAUAAUGGAUAUAGCAAUAUUCAAUCAGAAACCACAGGUUCAGUUUAUGGUUAUUGGCAACCAAAUUCAGACAGCACCUUGGAAGCAUCUUUCGAUCUUGGUAUAAAUGCUGGGCCAACAACAGGGUUCCAGUCUAAUUGGGCUAGUUCUAGUGGGAAUGGAGGAUUUUCUAGUAAUCCACAAGUAAGUGGCACCAGCAUGGAUCCAUACUCAUCUCUACUUUGGCAAUCUGGCAAAUAAAAAGGUGAUAUGAAAUCCACACGCCAUUGAGAAGAUUUACACAAAACUUCACAAAAAACUAUCUUUGUUUAGCUUUAGUUUAUGAUUUUGGAAGCUUGUGAGCUCACAUUUAAUAAAUCAGAUUCAGACCGA
Molecule: messenger RNA, 1709 nt
Organism: Xenopus laevis (African clawed frog)
Lineage: Eukaryota; Metazoa; Chordata; Amphibia; Anura; Pipidae
Product: secreted protein C-like
Exons: 10
Coding region: 54-1577 (507 amino acids)
Source: RefSeq, a predicted model, not a curated record